Ricinus communis (castor bean) is the source of this 1834-nucleotide messenger RNA. RefSeq lists its product as uncharacterized. Lineage: Eukaryota; Viridiplantae; Streptophyta; Magnoliopsida; Malpighiales; Euphorbiaceae. Gene Ontology annotation, molecular function: RNA nuclease activity. The record is from RefSeq and is a predicted model, not a curated record.
UACACACAGCUAAACAUCAGAAGCCCUGAUCUCAGAUUGUUUAGAUACUGUCAUUUUGAUUCAAAACUGGAUUUAGAUUCUUCAAACCUAACACCAACUGAAAACCCACGAAAACCCCAUAACAGCGUUGCAAUUUUCUGGGAUUUAGACAAUAAGCCACCAAAUUCAUUCCCUCCAUAUGAAGCUGCUUUUAAGCUCAAAAAGGCAGCAUCUUCGUUUGGGUUUGUUAAAUACAUGGUGGCUUAUGCUAAUAGGCAUGCAUUCAGUUAUGUCCCACAUGUUGUGAAAGAGCAAAGAAAAGAGAGAAAAUUGUUGAAUCAUUUAGAAAAAAAGGGUGUGAUUAAACCAGUUGAACCAUAUCUAUGUAGAGUGUGUGGGAGAAGGUUUUAUAAUAAUGAGAAAUUGAUUAAUCAUUUUAAGCAAAUUCAUGAGAGAGAACAGCAGAAGAGAUUGAAUCAGAUAGAAUCAGCAAGAGGGAAAAGGAGAGUUAAUUUAGUGGCUAAAUAUGCUAUGAAGAUGCAAAAGUAUAAGAACGCAGCAAGGGAUGUUUUGACUCCAAAAGUAGGGUACGGUUUGGCUGAUGAGUUAAAAAGAGCAGGUUUUUGGGUUACAACUGUAUCAGAUAAGCCACAGGCUGCUGAUGUAGCAUUAAGGGAGCAUAUAGUGGAUAUGAUGGAUAAGAGGAGAGCAGAAUGUUUAGUGCUUGUAUCAGAUGAUUCAGAUUUUGUUGGUGUUUUGAAAGAGGCUAAAUUGAGGUGUGUGAAGACAGUUGUUGUUGGGGAUAUAAAUGAUGGGGCAUUGAAGAGGGUUGCUGACGCGGAGUUUUCUUGGCAGGAUAUGAUGGGAAAGGCUAAGAAGGAGGCAGUAUCUGUUGUGGGAAAGUGGAAGGACCGUGAUAUUUUGAAGAAAUUGGAGUGGACAUACAAUCCAGAGGAGCAGAAGAAGUUUGUGGUUAAUGCAUUUAAUGAUUACAAUAGUGAUAAUGAUGAGAUUGAAAAUGGGGAUUUUGAUGGUUUCAGUGAUGAAAAUGGGGCUAAUUGUAUGCAAAAGGAAGCUGUCGGUGCUUGGUGGGAGCUGAACUCGGAUACUGAACCUAUUUCUUAGAAAUUAUGCUAAUGAUCGUUUGGAGGUCGCAAAUUGGAUCAGUUUUUCAUGACUUGGUGGAACUCAACAUUGCUUCAAUGAAGUUGAACAAGCAGACUGCGUGAAAGCAUGGAAUCUGAUUGCUGCCACCUUAUUCUGCACUCCAGGAAGAAGUUUAUGAUUCUUAAGCUCUCCCCUCUGGCGAAAAUAUAAAUCAGAAAGGGAACUAUGUUGGAGCCGUAUUUCAUUUCAGGGAUGCAGGCACAUACGUACUUGUCUGGAAAUGCUCUGCCCUAUUCCUAAUAGAGAGAGAACUUUCAGACUGGAGCCUACCAGCAGAGCCAUUUUUUGUUUUUCAUGCCAAAAUGUUCUUUGCUAAUUGAGCAGGAAGAAAUGAGGGAUAAAAUCAAGAACCCGGCUGUCGUGCCUUUUCCUGGAGUUUUGAAUUUUUGAUAGAGUUGAUGAACCCCUUCAAAAAGAAGUAGCUUCCUGCACCUUGGAAUCUAUAUUUGUUCAUUUUCCAGUUUAUAGAGAAAAGAAAACUCAGACUUGCUGCUUAAUGAUAUCCAUACUGUCCAAAAUGACAUUAGGCAACUUGAAAAGCGAGCCUAAGAUAAAACUAGUUAAGAGGAUGUUAAGUGUCUCAACUUUCAAUAGCUCAUGGAAAACUACUGUUAUCAAUUAUCUGUGACUAAAUGAAAAUAACCCUUUCCUUUCUAAGAAAAGGAAACCUAGGUCCCUUCGGUAACAA